AUGAAGGAGCAUAGAACCGUCACGGUGAGCUGUGGGAAGCUGUAUGCCCCAGCUUCCGCGGUGCCGGCCGGUAACGCUGCGGUGGAUGUGAGCAAUGUCCUGGAGGGAAGUCUCGUAGCCACCACAGAGGCCCACGAGGUCUCUGGACGGAAGCCAUUCAAUUGCGCUGUGUGCGGGAAGGCAUUUGCAGAUUCAUCAACUCUUCGCAAUCCAAAAACACACUCGGGUGAGAAGCCAUUCAAUUGCUCUGUUUGUGUGAAGGCAUUUGCCCGUAAAGCAGAUCUUCACACUCACCAAACACACACGGGCGAGAAGCCGUUCAAUUGCGCUGUGUGCUGGAAGGCAUUUGCACGGAAAUCAGAUCUUCACAAGCACCAGAAAACACACACGGGCGAGAAGCCGUUCAAUUGCUCUGUGUGUGGGAAGUCAUUUGCAGAUUCAUCAACUCAUCACAAGCACCAGAAAACACACACGGGCGAGAAGCCGUUCAAUUGCUCUGUGUGCGGGAAGUCAUUUGCAGAUUCAUCAACUCUUCGCAAUCACCAAAAAACACACUCGGGUGAGAAGCCAUUCAAUUGCUCUGUUUGUGUGAAGGCAUUUGCCCGUAAAGCAGAUCUUCACACUCACCAAAAAACACACACGGGCGAGAAGCCGUUCAAUUGCUCUCUGUGUGGGAAGCCAUUUUCACGGAAAUCAAAUCUUCAUCGUCACCAGGAAACACACACGGACGAUAAGCCAUUCAAUUGUUCUCCGUUGGAGAGGACACGUUGCAUCCUGAGAUAUGGCUUGAUGUAG
Messenger RNA from Callorhinchus milii (elephant shark), 795 nucleotides. Its product is annotated as gastrula zinc finger protein XlCGF7.1-like. Gene Ontology annotation, biological process: regulation of transcription by RNA polymerase II. Gene Ontology annotation, cellular component: nucleus. NCBI's taxonomy places the organism in Eukaryota, Metazoa, Chordata, Chondrichthyes, Chimaeriformes, Callorhinchidae. The record is from RefSeq and is a predicted model, not a curated record. Gene Ontology annotation, molecular function: RNA polymerase II cis-regulatory region sequence-specific DNA binding; DNA-binding transcription activator activity, RNA polymerase II-specific.